AUGUAUGCACCACCGAACAGUGGCAAUGUAGCAGCAAGAACCGCGGUUCCAGUUGCUGCGACUAUAGCUUGUUUAGCUUGUCUUUUAUUUCUACUUGCGGUUACUAUUGUACUAGCACUUAUACCUGUGUAUACACCAACAAAAACGGCUACAUUAAAUCCUGAUACACGAAAAAGCAAUGACGUCACAAUGUAUCUCAAUGCUGGCAGCACUUCAAGUGGAAGACGAAAAAGACAAACUACACAGUGGAAUACAUUAAUACGUUCUGUUGGUGGUAAAUUUGGGUCGUAUGGCAACACAUUAGUUGAAAAUGGGAUACGUAAGGUUUUACAAGGGCGAAAAGAAUUCGGGAGUGUAACAGUUUCAAGUGUUUUAGUUACAGUGGAAAGUAGUGGUAGAAAAAAACGUUUAUCACUUACAAAACGUCAAGCUAAUACAGUAUUUGUCUUGAAAGCUCUCUUCAACAUUAUCUUUGAUAAUACAUGCGGUUAUGCAUGUCAACUAAACGCUGGUCCUACAUUUAAAUCUCUACUUCAAAAUAAUUUGCCAUCUGCUUUAUCUCUCACUAAUGUUCCAAUUAUUGAUUCAAGCGGAGGAACGACUGCAACGAUAUCUUCAAUUCCUAUUACUGGAGUUUUAUACCUCACAAAUAUAUAUCCUAGACGCUAUCCUUUCGCUGCACCAGCAGCGCGUCCAACGGUCAGUAUAACAACGGCAACUACCUCAACAACAACAACAACAACAACGACCGCUGCACCAUAA
Molecule: messenger RNA, 762 nt
Organism: Rotaria sordida
Lineage: Eukaryota; Metazoa; Rotifera; Eurotatoria; Philodinida; Philodinidae
Source: the annotation of a GenBank genome assembly